Chironomus riparius is the source of this 1748-nucleotide messenger RNA. The record is from the annotation of a GenBank genome assembly. NCBI's taxonomy places the organism in Eukaryota, Metazoa, Arthropoda, Insecta, Diptera, Chironomidae.
CUUUGUUGAUAUUUGUGAGAUGAAAUAAAAAGCACAAGCUGUUAAUAUCUUGAGUUAGUUGUCAAGUGAUCGAGGAGAUAUCAAUACCUAAAUUGAGAGAAAUAUCAAGGAUUAAACAGAGUGAUUUUUUUUAUUAAGUAGAAAUUUUUAAGAAUUUUUAAAUUCGUUGAUCAAAAUGGCAACGAAAGUGGAACAAACGACAAAUGAAGUGCUACAUUUUAUCGGAAAUUUCAAUUCAAAAGAAAAGAAUCGAUUAAAUACAGAGUUCAAAAGGAAGCUCUUACGUCGACAAAGCACGGUCCGAGACUUAAAAUGGAAUGUUCAGUGCAGUGAUUUUGCCUUAAAAACACACAAUCCAAUUCGAGCAAUUGUUGAUGGAAUGAAAAUCGCACCAAAUCCUGACAAGCGAAUGAUAGCUUUAUCCAUAGGUGAUCCUACAACAUUUGGAAACCUUCAACCAGCUAAUGAAAUUCUUAAUGCAAUGAAGCAAGUGAUUGAUGAGAAAAACUUUAAUGGAUAUGCUCCAUCUGUAGGAUUUAUUGAAGCACGUGAAGCCGUUGCUGAGUAUUCAGCACAUCAAGGCAAAAUUAAGGAAAUUUCAGGAAAAGAUGUAAUAUUGUGCUCUGGAUGCAGUUGUUCAUUAGAUUUAUGCAUUGCAGCGAUUGCAAAUGAAGGACAAAACAUUUUGAUUCCAAAGCCUGGAUUUUCAAUUUAUAAGACACUUGCUGAAGGCUUUGGAAUCGAAUGUAGAUCAUACAAUUUAAUUCCUGAACGAGGAUGGGAAAUUGAUUUAGAUCAUUUGGAAGAAUUAGUCGAUGAGAAUACAGCUGCCAUAAUUGUUACAAAUCCGUCAAAUCCAUGCGGUUCUGUAUUUACAGAAAGUCACACACUCGAUAUUAUAGAAAUUGCUGAACGACAUUUUUUGCCAAUAAUUGCUGACGAGAUUUAUGAACAUUUUGUGUUUCCAGGCAAUGAGUAUCAUUCAUUUGCCUCAUUAUCAAAGAAUGUUCCAGUUUUAAGUUGUGGUGGAUUAACAAAAAGAUUUUUAGUACCAGGAUGGCGUUUGGGAUGGAUUAUUGUACAUGACAGACAUGGAGCUUUACAAGACAUUCGUAAAGGAUUGAUGAAUUUAUCAGCUCGUAUUCUCGGACCAAACUCAUUAGUACAGGGAGCACUUCCUGCUAUUUUAAAAAAUACACCACAAAAGUUUUAUGAUGAACUCGUUGAAACACUCCAAAAUCAUGCAAAUAUUGCAUACCAAUUGCUGAAGGAAGUUAGAGGAUUAAGUCCAAUAAUGCCAAAAGGUGCAAUGUACAUGAUGGUUGAAAUUGAUAUGAUAAAUUUCCCAGAUAUAAAUGAUGAAUUGGAUUUUGUACAGAAACUUGUUUGUGAACAAAGUGUGUUUUGUUUGCCUGGAAAGUGCUUUGGCAUUGAUAAUUUUAUGAGGAUCGUUUUGACAGUUCCAAAAGAAAUGAUUAUUGAGGCAUGUGAGAGAAUUAAUGAAUUUUGCGAGACUCAUUAUAAACCUGUCAAGAAUGGAUUUGAAAUAGAGGAUAUUCCGAUAGAUUACAUAGAUAUUAAUGGGGAUUGAUGAAGCGGAGAUCGAAGUCGCUUAGACGUAAGCCGUUUUGUAAGCUUCGGCUUAGCCGAUCAUUUUCUAAUGAUUCAAAUAGUGUAAAUAAUUCAUAUUUUAUUAAAUAUAUUAAUAAAGAAGAAAAAGAAUUUCACUUUUUAUUUGGUUUGUGAAG